AUGGAUGGUGCGGGAGCUUUUGAAGUUGCAGCUAGACAAUAUCUAAUUAAUGAAGUUAAGAAAGCUGUUCAAGGGCGUGCCCAAUUGGGUGUUGAAGCUUUUGCUGAUGCCCUUCUUGUGGUGCCCAAGACACUUGCUGAGAAUGCUGGGCUUGACACUCAGGAUGUCAUUAUUGGUCUUACGGGAGAGCAUGACAGAGGUAAUAUCGUGGGUCUGAACCAUCAAACAGGAGAACCAAUGGACCCCCAAAUGGAGGGUAUAUUUGAUAAUUACUCUGUUAAGCGCCAAAUUAUAAACUCAGGGCCUGUGAUUGCUUCACAGUUGCUCUUGGUAGAUGAAGUGAUUCGCGCUGGCAGAAACAUGCGAAAGCCAACGUAAGCCAUGUUUGUGUGCUUCAGGUUAAUACUUUUUGGCUUAUGCUAUCCUGUUUUAUGGUUUGGGUUUCUCAUGGAGAAUCUUCUACUGCAACGAGAACUGAAACGGUCUUUUUCUUUUAGAGGAAAUAUCCAUUUUCUUAAUGUUCAAUUAGUUUUCAGCUUAAAUUGAACAUUUUUUCUUGUCA
Theobroma umbraticum is the source of this 562-nucleotide messenger RNA. RefSeq names its product T-complex protein 1 subunit zeta 2-like. Lineage: Eukaryota; Viridiplantae; Streptophyta; Magnoliopsida; Malvales; Malvaceae. The record is from RefSeq and is a predicted model, not a curated record. Gene Ontology annotation, molecular function: ATP-dependent protein folding chaperone; ATP binding.